Molecule: messenger RNA, 1786 nt
Organism: Saccostrea echinata
Lineage: Eukaryota; Metazoa; Mollusca; Bivalvia; Ostreida; Ostreidae
Product: receptor-type tyrosine-protein phosphatase T-like
Exons: 16
Coding region: 1-1746 (581 amino acids)
Biological process (GO): protein dephosphorylation
Molecular function (GO): protein tyrosine phosphatase activity
Source: RefSeq, a predicted model, not a curated record
AUGAACCAGCUCAGUUUCUCCGAUAUCCCCAUUGAUCAGUUGGGAGCAUCUAUAGCUGAAAAGAAGGAAAAUGACAAUGAAAAGUUUCGAAAGGAAUAUGCAGUCUUUCCACCGGGCCAACUACAUAAAUGCGAUGUGGGGAAAAGAUCAGAAAACGUUCCAAAGAACAGAUUCAAAACAACAUUUCCAUAUGAUCACUCCAGAGUUGUAUUGAGAACACAGGAUGAAAAUGCAUCGGAUUAUAUUAAUGCAAAUUAUAUUGACGGACCAAAUCGGAAGAAAGAAUAUAUUGCUGCCCAAGGUCCAAAACAAAAUACACUUGGUGAUUUCUGGACAAUGCUUUGGCAAGAGAAUAUAUCCACUAUUGUAAUGUUGACUAACCUACGAGAAGGGGAAAAGAUUAAGUGUACACAGUACUGGCCUGAUAAGGGCAAGCACAUUAAUUAUGGGCCUGUCUCCGUCAAAUGGAUGGAAGAACGAGAAUACGCUUUCUUUGUUAAUCGUAAAUUAAAAGUCAUUAAUAAAGAGAUGAAAAAGUCACGUGUUCUGACACAUUAUCACUACACAGCUUGGCCAGAUCACGGAACUCCAGAUCCACUUUGUUUAAUCAUAUUUCAUAAUCACGUGAUCCGAACCAAAUCCAAUCAGAACAAUGCACCGACUGUUGUUCAUUGCAGCGCGGGGGUUGGUAGAACAGGCACAUAUAUGGCGUUGGACAUACUUCACCAGAUAGGGAACGAGACAGGGAAAGUCAAUGUUGCUGAUUGUGUCAGAAAAAUGAGAGAAAACAGAAUGACCAUGGUCCAGACCUACGAACAAUACAUCACAAUAUUCCUGACUUUACAAGAAGACUUCAAAGCGCCAAUGAAGGUAGACACCAUAGACGAUAUUAAGGAAAAGAUUGAAAACUCUGGAAAAGAUACGCCUCUCAAUCAAAGUGUUCUUCAUAAAGAAUUUCAGCUUCUACUUAAAAUAAGGCCAAUUUAUACUGAGGCAGACUACAAGUUUUCUAAACAGAGUUGUGGAAAUAAAAAUAAUAAUGGAAUUCUUCCACUUGACAAAUACAAUGUUCACUUAUCAUCAUACGUCCCAAAGAGAGGCAGCUACAUUAAUGCAAUUUCAGUGCCAUCCUUUACCAAACUGAGAGGAUUUAUAGUUACGCCAUAUCCUGCGGCAGAGGACGCUGUUGACUUCCUACGUCUGCUUAAGGAUCAUGAAUGUGACACAGUCAUAUGUAUGGACCCGUUGGCAGAAAUCCAGUCAUCCAAUGAAUGGUUACCCUCUAGUUCGUCAUCCAAAUGUGUUCCUCCAUUCAUGGUUCACUGUCAAUCAUAUUCUCAAGCAGAUGUCACUAGCAGCACCAUCCAGAUUGUUCUUGAUAAAAAAGAAGAUGAAGCACACAUUGUGAGGAUUGUCGAACCUACGGGGAAAAUGAAAUCAUCUGGAGAUUCACUAGACACAUCACAGCUUCGGAAUCUUGUGUCAGCUGCUCUAAACACCAAUACUGAAAACCCCAUUGUUGUGAUGAGCAGAGACGGCGCUUCCCUAUGUGGUGUCUUUUGUGCAAUACACAAUAUCGUAGAACAAAUAACCAUAGAUGAAUGUGCUGAUAUUUUCACUUCUGUGAGACAAAUUCUCAUUAGAAGACCAGAGUUCUGCAAUAAAAUAGAGGAAUACAAGCUAAUCUACAAAGCUGUCAAUGACCAUCUACAGAGUUCAUUAGAAAAUAUCUACUUCAAUCAAUAAGGAAUCGUUUGUUUACAGGCGUGUUUAUUUUUACUUGGAU